CAGUUAUUUUAAGCUACAACUCAAAAUGUAUGAGGAAUCUAGAAGAAAAUUCAGAUUAAAAUAAGUAGUGAACUCGUGCGUCUCUUUCCAGUUCUCUCAGUGAUCAACACCUUAUCAGGCAUACCGGCAAUGCAAAAGGAAUCUCGUACCCCGUUAUCUCCUACAUGUUAAGUUUUCUUCUUUAUGUGGACGUGCAUUAUCACCAUCAGUAAAGUGGCGAAAUUGGGAAUAAUGGCGUGCUCAUUUUAAUCUGGUAUUCACAGUGAAUUUGCAUACAAUUGAAAUGCAAUGUCCUAAAGCUCCCCCACCCAAAUCGAAGCAAUAGUUAUAUUUAAAAAAAAAAGAAGAAACUGGUGAUUAUUUUGCAAACAACUAAUGGUAAGACCAUUGGCAACCGUCCAACCAAUUCCAGUACCUAAAUUAAGACAAGUAUCUUGCACGAGUUUUACAAACCAGAAAACACAUUUCAUGUAAUUGAUUUAAAACUUCGUUUCCCCAUUAACGCGAUGGCUUUAGUUUCCAUUAGUUCGUGAGUGGUGGGAUGCCCAUUACAAGCCGAUUAAAAUAAUCAGCACGUCGGUCAACGACCAGCAAGUUGAAUUUGGAAAGACGACCGAAGCGAAUUGCCACUGCUGGACCACAUUAAAAACAGAAACAUCGACCCACGUGGAAUACCCUGUUGCAUGCUGAUACAUCCAUUCCUUUUUUUUUGUUUACUGCAAUAAUGUGGUUACCAAAAUUGGUAUGAAGCAAAUUCUUAUGUACAGAAUGCAAAAUGAGUUUAACGAGUCCGCAUGUGAUGAACUGGUAUCUCGUGCGGGAUUCAAGUUUUUGUAUUAGCAAAACUAACCGCUGUGGUGACGAAGCGUUCAUCAUCCCAACCUAUUUCACCAUUUUGAGUCGAUCGAUAAAUGAAUGCUGUUCAAUUUGCAUAGCACACAUAUUCUAGUAUGUCUCAUGUCUCCGGUCAAACACAUCGUCAAUAGAAGACGCCCUAAAACCAGAAUCACCUGACAAGGAAGCUGUCACCGUGAAAAUUUGAAAUAUUUCCAAUUAUUUUACGAUUACAGCCCAAUUUCUACCCAUACAUAAAUAGAUCGUCACCAGAUUACAAGAACCGGAAUGCUUUUGUUUUGUUGCAGGACUGGUUGACACUACAUAAAAGCAUGGUGCUUUGGCUGGUUUGCUGUCCUCUGCCUGGGCUAGUCUCAAUCUACAUGACGGGCCACUAUUUCCUGCAGAGACAUCUUUCACCUUUGAAGUAGCCACUAUAACAGUUCCGGAGAAAUUGACUUGCUACAUUACAUCCGGCGUAGUGUCGCAAUGUCGAAGAAAGCGCGGCAUGGAUGAGAAACCCGAAGUCAUAGAGUCGCACGACAAUCCAGAGAUUGCACCAUCAGCUGUUGUCAAAAUUCAACCUACUGCUAUGCCUCGUUCUUUGCAUCGCUAUUAUCCGGAGAGAGUGUCCAGCUCUUUCGAUGAUACGUUCGUCAAAUCUCAGAACAUUUUCCGACAAAUUGCUGCCAAGGGCUAUAGCAACAAAAUCAUAGUCGGUGAUUGCGGUAAAUCCACCGUCAACCUUAGCGAGUUCCUGUCCUGUCUUGGCAUGACAAUUCAAGAGACUACAACAUUGACGGCCACUUUUACGGAAACCGUAACCAAGUCCUCCGUUUACACCAGAAUGACCAUCGCUGGUUGUUUACCGACACGUUUCCCCUAUGUUUCUUGUGGUGCAACACCUAGUUUCACCACUACUUCCUCUUUGCCUUUCCUUACUGAUUUUCCUGGUAUUACUAGCACUAGCACAAACACCCCUUCACCCGGGGAGACGACUACAAUCUUGGAGACAACUACAACCGCGGCGACAACUACAACAGCUGAGACAACUACAACAGCUGAGACAACUACAACAGCUGAGACAACUACAACAGCUGAGACAACUACAACAGCUGAGACAACUACAACAGCUGAGACAACUACAACAGCUGAGACAACUACAACAGCUGAGACAACUACAACAGCUGAGACAAUUACAACAGCGGAAACAACUACAACAGAUGACCCAUUCACUUCUUCCACUGACUCGACCACCAUGGUAACUCCACCUUAAUUCUUCGUGAUGAAGCUUGAAAAUCACGACAUAGGAUUUCUCGGAUCACCAAUUGAAACUGAAAAACUCGGCCUCGAACAUUAUUGCCUGUCAUAAGUGAUUUCGAUAAAAUUUUUAACUUAAUUUAUCGAUUCUUUCCUCAAUAAUUUAAGCUGUGCUUGUUAUUUCCAUUUUUCUCUAUCUGUAUACUACAUUAAUAUUAA
Messenger RNA from Daphnia carinata, 2313 nucleotides. Its product is annotated as mucin-3B-like. The transcript is spliced from 4 exons. Bases 1343 to 2110 code for a protein of 255 amino acids. NCBI's taxonomy places the organism in Eukaryota, Metazoa, Arthropoda, Branchiopoda, Diplostraca, Daphniidae. The record is from RefSeq and is a predicted model, not a curated record.